Molecule: messenger RNA, 1607 nt
Organism: Charadrius vociferus (killdeer)
Lineage: Eukaryota; Metazoa; Chordata; Aves; Charadriiformes; Charadriidae
Gene: STK40
Product: serine/threonine kinase 40
Exons: 10
Coding region: 1-1332 (443 amino acids)
Biological process (GO): protein phosphorylation
Molecular function (GO): protein kinase activity; ATP binding
Source: RefSeq, a predicted model, not a curated record
AUGAAGCGGCGAGCAUCAGACAGAGGAGCUGGGGAAACAUCCACUAAGGCAAAAGCUCUUUGUACAGGGAUUUCUGGAAAUAAUGCCAAGAGAGCGGGCCCUUUUAUACUAGUCUGUUUUUGCUUUGUGCUGUUAGGUCCACGUUUAGGUAACUCCCCUGUGCCAAGUAUUGUUCAGUGUUUGGCAAGAAAGGAUGGGACAGAUGACUUUUAUCAGCUAAAGAUUCUCACCUUAGAAGAAAGGGGUGAUAAAGGAAUAGAAACCCAGGAGGAACGACAGGGCAAGAUGCUGCUACACACGGAGUAUUCUCUCCUUUCCCUGCUCCACAACCAGGAAGGAGUGGUUCAUCAUCACGGGCUCUUUCAGGACCGAGCUUGUGAAAUCAUAGAGGAUCUAGAAGCCAACAGAAUGGUCAGAAAAAUGAAGAAGCGCAUUUGUCUUGUGUUAGACUGUCUCUGUGCUCAUGAUUUCAGUGACAAAACAGCAGAUCUGAUCAAUCUGCAGCAUUAUGUCAUUAAAGAGAAGAGACUCAGUGAGCGGGAGACGGUAGUGAUAUUUUAUGAUGUGGUACGAGUGGUAGAAGCAUUACAUAAGAAAAAUAUUGUGCACAGAGACUUGAAACUAGGAAACAUGGUGCUAAACAAAAGGACUCAUCGAAUAACCAUAACAAACUUCUGUCUUGGAAAGCACCUCGUGAGUGAAGAUGACCUGCUGAAAGACCAGCGAGGGAGCCCUGCCUACAUCAGCCCAGAUGUGCUCAGUGGACGGCCGUACCGUGGAAAACCCAGUGACAUGUGGGCGUUGGGUGUGGUGCUCUUCACCAUGCUCUAUGGCCAGUUCCCCUUCUACGACAGCAUACCUCAGGAGCUUUUCCGCAAAAUCAAGGCUGCCGAGUACACCAUCCCUGAGGAUGGACGGGUCUCAGAAAACACUGUGUGCUUGAUCCGAAAACUGCUGGUCUUGGAUCCGCAGCAGCGUCUGACGGCUUCUGAAGUGCUGGAUUCCCUCGGCUCCAUCAUAGCAUCGUGGCAGUCUAUGUCCUCGCUCAGUGGCCCUUUGCAAGUGGUGCCAGACAUCGACGACCAAGUGGCUAACCCUGAAAACCCCCAGGAGGUGAAGGUGACGGAGGAGUGCUCGCAGUACGAGUUCGAGAACUACAUGAGGCAGCAGCUGCUCUUGGCUGAGGAGAAGAACACCUUGCAUGAGGCCAAGAGCUUCCUACAGAAGCGGCAGUUUGGGAACAUCCCCCCCGUGCGACGCCUGGGCCACGACGCCCAGCCCAUGAACCUUUUGGACGCAGCCAUCCUGGCCCAGAGGUACCUUCGGAAGUAGCUUCCCACACGUCUGAGAGCACAAGCACCAUCCUGCAGUCUGCCUUUCACGUCGCCUACUACAGCUCAACAGCAAUACCGGUGUCCCGUGAUGGAGAAUAAUGUAGCAAUUCUUCUGAGCUCUGUUCAGGGACACACACUCACACUCGCUCUGGAGGGAGAAGACUUUUGAAAAAGCUAGUUUUGGAAGCAGCAACUUCUUGGCAUCUUCUGGAAUCUGUUUUUUAAAUCGAAGCCUCGAUGACUAAUCUGCUUUUAAUCAUGACUGUAAUCUAC